AUUCCCUUUAUAUGUAAGAUUAAUUCUAAAUUCCUUAGCAUAGAAAAGGUCUAUCAUGAUCUGCUUUUCUCCCCCGCCCCAACAUCAUUUUCUGCUCUUUCUUUCAACUUCCCACCCUCUUGGCUCCAGUCAAAUUAAAUAUUUCAUAGGCUCUCCCCCUGAAAUUCCUCAACUUAUUUCCAUGCUUUUACACAACCCAUUUCAUAUGCCUUAAAUACACUGCCCACAGUUUUGGUACACAUCUAAGUUUUCCACAUCCAUCAAAGCUCAGCUAAGAUGUUAGUAACUUUGUGAAGGCUUCCAAACUUUUCGUCUCAGGCUGAUUUAGGAAAUUUUAUUUUGUGUCCCUCUAUCACUCUGCUCAUAAAACUAACAAUUAAUUUAUUCUACAAAUAUUAUUUGGCACCACUUCAUGCCAAGUACUGCGCCAACUGGUGAACAUGGUCUCUACUUUCAUGGCAUGAAAUGUCUAACUGGACUUGAGGGAAGGAGUAUUUAACCAAAUUAUUACAUACACAUCAACUGUGUUGAGGGGGUACAAAGUGCUAUGAGAACAUAACAUAGGAGACCUUGGUUUUGUCUGGAGAGGAUUAGAGAAAACCUCCUAGGGAAUGGAAUAUUCAAACUGAGAUAUUAAGGAUGGAAAAAAGUAAAGGGAUGUAUGUGUGGAAACAUGGGAUGCACAGUCUUCCAAGAGAAGUGGGAGAAGAAAGUGCAUGUUAUAUUUGAAGAUCUGAAAAAAAGGACAGUGUGGCUGGGGAUCUGGAAGCCCCAGAAGAGAGAGAGAGAGAGAUAUCAGAUUAGACUGGAAAAUGGGAAAGGAGGCAAAUGAUAUAUUCAUUCAUUCAUUCAUUCAUUCAUUCAUUUUCUUAUUUAUUAAAUAAUUUAUUCAAGUAACAAUGAGCACCUAUAAAGGAAUCUACCUAUACACUGUACAUAUAGUGAUGAAAAACAUCAACAGACAUGGUUUCUUCUCUCAUGAACUUGUAUCUAAUAAAGUUAAGGAUUUUGUUUUUUUGCCUAUUAACAAUGAGAAGCCAAUAGCCUAUUUUAAGCUGAUGAGUGGCAAGAUAAUAUUUAUAUUUGAAGAUAUUUCUCUGAUUUCAAUGUAGAGAAGGGUUUUAUAAUGAAACCUAGAAUGCAUUAAGAGGCAAUUCCAGUAAAUUUCACUCAAGAGACAAUGAUACUGUUUUUUUGGCUGGUGACAGUGGUGAUGGAGAUGUAGAUCCAAGAGCUAAUUAAAAGGCAUAUUUGACAGGUUUUGGUGGUGGGUUUGUAAUGGGAAGUACAGGUGAAGGAUAUGUUCAAGAUGGUGUCUAGCCUAUGAGUUGUGGAAUAGCCCAUACACAUAUGCUAUUCAAUGAGAGAAGAGAUGCUAGACAACCAGGCUUGGAAGAAAAAUGGUAAAUUAAUUUUAGAGUUGGUGAAUUUUGGAUAUCUGUGAAAGAUGUAAGUUGAUAUAUCAAGUAGGCAUUUAGGAAGUGUAGGCAAGAUAUAUAAUUUAGUAAUCAUCAACAUGGAGAUGGUAAUUGAGCAUAUGGAAAAAAGAAAUGGACGACAGGGUAGAAGAGAUUAGCACAGAGGAGAGAAGAAAAUCAAAGAGAACUCAGGACUGAACCUUAAAACCGAUGUCAAAGUGGUGGAUAAAAAAAGACACGUAAGAGAAAAUGAAGACACCAAGAGGUGUGAGAUAAACCAGGAUAUUGUGAUGCAAACAAAACCAAAUGGAGUAUGUCAAGAAGAGGAUCUGGUCCAUUGCUUUAGCAAGAUUUAGAAUCGACAGAUGAUUUUUUAAAAAGUUUAUAUAUCUAUUGAGAGAGAGAAAGAGAGAGCAUGGAGAAGGGGCAGGGAGAGAGGGGGAGGGAGAAUACCAAGCAGUCUCUCCGCUGUCAGCAUAGAACCCAACAGGAGGUUCCCUCUCAAGGGCUGUGAGAUUAUGACCUGAACUGAAAGCAAGAGUUGGGUACUUAAUCAGCUGAGCCACCCAGUCACCCCAACAGGUGAUCUUUUUGAGAGGCAUUUUGUGGAACUAAUGGAGAAGGAGGCCAUGCUGAUGUGAACUGUAGAAUGGAUGUGAGGUGAGAACUGGAGACAAUGAGUGUGGCAGUGCUUGGAAGAAAUUUGGAUGUGAAGGGAGGGAGAUGGAAAAAUAGCUGGAAGGAAAUAAAGAGCCUUUUUAUUUUUAUUUUUAAAAAUGAAAGAUACUGGAGAAUGUUUGAAAGACAAGGCAGAUCCACUGAAGAAGGAAAUAUGACUCCAAAUUAGGGAACAAUUGAUAGUGUAAUUGCAAGGCUAGAAGGGCUACAAUUCAGUGUAGGAAGUGGAAGGUUUGAUGCAUUGAGUAUGGGCAGAUUCUAUAUCAAUGGGGGGAAACAAGGAAAGGAUGGGAGAAUGUGCAAAUAGGUUGGUAAGUUUUGUCUUGGGAAGUUGAAGAAAAAUCUCAUUGCACACCUUUUUUCUCUGCAAGGUAGUGGUUGAUGUCAUCUUUUAAGAGAAGAAGUAGAGUUUGAGGUUUGAACAGAAUGAAGAAGUUUUGAAAAACGUUUUGGAAGAAGGGAAAGUUGAUCAGGCAAGUUUUUUAGGAUGGACAGGAAGCACUGAGGUCUCAUUUAAAGUUGGUAACUAUAUAGUAAAAGCAGCCAUUUCUGUUACUUUAGGCUUAUUCUAAGAGCACUUGGGAUGAUCAGGUACAGGUGCUGAAAGGUGAGUGGUUGUAUUCAAAUAGAUUGGGGUUUUAGCAAAGGACUGGCUUAAUCAACUUGACAUUCUAUUUUCUUCUAGUAUACCAUGAGUUUGUGGAGGGGAUACAACAAAAUUAUCAAUCCAAAAUCAUAUUGGAUAUGGUAGUAGGUGAGCAGGUAAUUAAAGGUUUUACAUCCCACAUCAAUGCCAAUAAUUAUCUCAAAAACGCCUAUUGAAGGAUAUUUUUCUCCACCAUAGGUUUGAUGCCACCCUCAUCGUACACUAGAUAAUUGUAAAAACUAGGUGUGCUUUUGGCCUUUUUUAUACUAUUAACAUUUUAUUUUUCUUACACUGGUAUCAUACUGACAUAAUUUGUUGCACAUUUUUAAUCUUGUGAGGUUAUUCCUUAUCACUAUUCACCUUUCAAAUCUUAGUUUAUUCACUGAUUCCUUUUCCUUCGUAGACCAUAGCUUUUAUUUGUUGAGUCUCACCAGUCUAUCUUUAUGAUAUUGAUUGGGAUUUGCCUAUUCAAGAAGAGUCUCCUAUAUAUCACUAGCUGCCUAAAGAGUAAGAGGCACACUUUUGAAGUGGACUAAAAAAAAUUGCUUCUUGUAUCUGUCCAUACAAAUAGUCCAGAAAAACCUCAGCUCAAGAUUCAUUCCAUGGCCUCACCCGGCAACUACUCCACUGCUCCAGUCUCAUUCCUCCUCAUUUGCUUCCCUAACUACUGGAGUUGGCAGCACUGGCUGUCCCUGCCCCUCAGCCUCCUUUUUAUCCUGGCCAUGGGGGCCAACACCACCCUGUUGACCACUAUCUGGCUGGAGGCAUCUCUGCACGAGCCCAUGUACUGCCUGCUCAGCCUGCUCUCCCUGCUGGACAUCAUGCUCUGCCUGACUGUCAUCCCCAAGGUCCUGGCCAUCUUGUUUGACCUCAGGUCCAUCAGCUUUUCUGUCUGCUUCCUCCAGAUGUUUAUCAUGAACAGCUUCCUCCCCAUGGAGUCCUGCACAUUCAGGGUUAUGGCCUAUGAUCGCUACAUGGCCAUCUGCCACCCACUACAAUAUCCUUCCAUAAUCACUGACCAAUUUGUGGCCAAGGCUAAUUUCUUCAUAAUCACACGAAAUGCCCUACUCACUGUACCUAUCAUUCCUAUUCUCUCUUUCCAGCUCCAUUACUGUGAAAAUGUCAUUGAGAACUGAAUCUGUGCCAACUUGUCUGUGUCCAGGCUCUCCUGUGACAGUUUCACCCUUAACGGCAUCUACCAAUUUGUGGCUGGUUGGACAUUAAUAGGCUCAGAUUUCAUCCUCAUCUUCUCCUAUACCUUCAUCUUAAGAGCUGUGCUUAGGUUCAAGGCUGAGGGGGCUGCUGUCAAAGACCUGAACGCAUGUGACUCUCAUUUCAUCCUCAUCCUGUUCAUCAGCACCAUUCUGCUGGUUGUGGUGUUGACAAACAUGGCCAGAAAUAGGGUCCCCAUAGACAUCCUCAUCCUGCUCAAUGUCCUUCAUCACCUCAUACCCCCUGCCUUGAACCCUAUUGUUUAUGAGGUUCAGAUCAAAGAGAUAAAACAAGGAAUUAAGAAAUUGAUGGGGACAGGGAUGUGAAUAUAUGAAAUAGAUCUAAUUUCUUUUCUUCCUUCUCCUCAGUGAUUUUGCCUAGACAGUGUAUUGGAAAAAAGCUUGGUGAGUAUUUACUAUAUACUCUGAAGCUCACUUCAUAACUGACCCAGAUUUCUUCCAUUACUCUCUUCACCUGAUUUUGGUGAAGGUAGGUAACAGGAAGAAACUGAUAUUCCUUAAUUGUGUUGAACCCAGGCAAUUUUAUUUAAGUAAAUUUAAUCUUCACAACAUUUCUGCAGGUGUCAUUACUUCCUUUUUACAUAGUAGGAAAAAAAUGAUGCUUUUUAAGAUUGGAAACUGCUAAAGACCACAUUAUCUGGAAAAUGGCAGAGAUCAAAAUCCAUACUCCAAAGCCCAGGUUCCUUCUACAGAAAUUCCCCUUCAAGUGCAAUUGAUGCUGGAUACCUGACUUCUACCUUAUUCUCCUUUGCUUGUGGUUUGUCCUUCUGGAUAUCUAUUUCCCGCCUAUACCUACUUUCUUGAGAACUAGUGGGUUCUCAGAGAUGACAAAAUCCUGCCCAACAAAGCAUCUGCAACCCUACAGGAGAAGAACGUUCAUAAUAACAUAUAGCAAUACCAACUUCCUCUUCUAUCUUAUGCAGUCUCACCAUCUUCAGGGAGUCUUAGAAAUGAGGAUAAGUUGGGGGAGAGAGAGAUGGGGAGAAAGGAAGCCAUUUCCCAGAAAAUGGGGAAACUGACCAGGACGUUGGGUUGGCCACUUCUCCUAAAUGUUUAAGCUACACAACCAGUGAAUUGAAAAUCAAGUCUUAUUUGAUUUGUUGACUUUUGCUCAAGAGCUCUAGUUGAAAGUGAGAAGACAUAGCAAAGUGUCAGGUUUCUGGAUAAUAGUGGGUCCAGUGAGGAGAAGAAAAGUCAUACUGGUUAUUUUCAGAUUAUUUAAUGUAAGCAAAUGGUUAAAUGGAUAUUGGAAACCUAGAAACUAAAACAGGGGAUACUGAAGUAAUGGAGAGUAGCACCUGUGGGAAGAACCUUACACUUGGGAAGAGUUUGGUCAUUGGGCCCUAGAAGGUUGGAAGUGGGCCCAUGGGGCUGUGUCUCACAACGCUGAGGAAGGUGCUGCCUUGAACUGGUACUAGUGUCACAGGAGCUCAGAAGAGGGGCCCUCAGAGCUGGGACUCAGAUCUCUGAGGAUGGAUCCCUAUCCUGCUGCUACCUCUGAGGGAGCUCAGUGAGGCUGAUUUGACCCUGGGAGUUCCAAAACCAAAUCCAAACCAAAUCCAAACCAAACCCAAACCCAAAUAAAACUGAAACUCAAUAUCCAACCAACCAACCAACCAACCCUGGAGACUAGAAUCAAUUCCACUGCCAGGUGAAGAGCCAAUGCUUGGGGAUACUGACAAGAUAAGAACAGACAGGAAGAAGCAAGUAUCCCUUGCCCUGCUUCAGCCUUCCAGUCUUUUCCUGUUGUUCUGUCUGGGUGGAAGCUAACAGGGAGCCAGGUGUCUAACUAACAGAAGAGUCCCAGUGUCCAAGUCCCAGAUCCCACAAGAUCUGCAUCCCAAAGCAGAUCUGGAUGGGUAGGUUUGAGGCUGAGAGACAAGAGUUAAUGAUUACACAACUCUUGUUGAUUCUGAGUCUGAGGGCUUGUGACUUGCCAGUGUUCACUGGCUCCCAGGGACUGGACACAGAAUCAAAUUCUCCUGUUCAGCUACACGAAGAGACAUGACAGUAUAACAUAAUAUUACAGGGGAAGCUUUCAUAGCUGUGAAAGAAUUUGGAGUUAGCUGUCAGCAGGAAUAGAGAGUGAUUGCAUCACAUUAUGGGGAUUCCACAGAGUAACUGCAUCUCAGUGCUGCUGUGGGCUCCAGGGCGGUCUCUUCUACAUGCAGUAACAGCAGGAAAGGAAAAUGACAUCCAUUUGUCUACAAGAAGGUACUCUUAAUGUCCUUAGACUUGGCUCUCAUUUCCUCAAGCCCAGCCACAGGUGUGACUCAGUAUUUGUCAUUUUCUACAAGAGAAUUCUCUCUUAAGGCUCCCUCCAUCUCAUGGCUGUUAGAAGAGUUUUAUACAGCACUACCUUCCUACUGUCCCUCAGAGGACAGAAGGGCCAACUUCAAACACUGGGGCCUAAAAUUAUACUAAUAAUCCCAAUGUUCUUAUAUACUGAUAAUAGUGAUAGUCAUGACAAUGAAAAAAGCUCAAAUGUUUUGAGCACUUGCAAUAUACCAGUAUCUGUGCAUGAUUCUUCUGUGGAUGAUAAUAAAAAUUCUUUAAGAAAUCUAACAGGAUAUAAUUCAUAGGAAUAGGACAGAUUGUCAUGUGAUAUUGUCCAGCAUUUGGUCCACUCUGUUGGUCUCUCUAGGAGUGCUUUGUCUACCUCUGCUAUGCUUCUCCCAGGUGCAAACCCAGAAGGGACUCAAAGAGGAAUCGCUGUUAGUUGGUCAUAUUCAGAUCUUAAUCCCUUCACUAGGCUUUUCUAGAUCAGUGCAAAUCGCCAACAUAAUUAUGAGUGGGUAUACACAGUUACAGAAACUACAACUUGUGUUAAGGAUUUGUAAGGGAUUGGGGGCCAGCACACCUGUUGUCAUUACUCACAGUGACAAGCACAUCUUCUGGUACAUCAAACGAUUUAGGAAAUAUCCCCUUGCUUAUGCUAUUGAAGUGGCUAAGAGAAGAGUUAAUCAAUAGUGUUUACAAUGCAUCUUUAGUUCUAAGUAGUAGAUUUCUCAACAUAAGAAUGGACAAGAUAUAUGCUUGAGGUUGGCUCUCAAUUCUGGUCCUUGAGAGACAGGUUAAGAGGACCACAAUUUUUCAUAGAAUUGUCAAGCCCAGUGCAGGUGGCUUAAGGAACUGGACACAAUGGCUCUAAGACAGAUUUGGGCUGAGUCCUCAUAGAUAAAGGGGAUGGAGGAAUAGGAUUACCCAAAGAGCCAGAUCUUGAAGGGCAGACACAACUUUGCCAUGAGGCUUCUGUAGCAAAAAAUGUUAUUGAACAUGUCUUGAAUGGAUAGACUGAAGUAGCAGAAACUAAAGGCAUUUUAAAUAGGCAUUUUAAAGGUACAAGCUUUCAGUUUUAAGAUAGAUAAGUACUAGAUAUGUAAUGUAUAACACGAUGACUAUAGUUAAUACUGCUGUUUGGUAUAUUUGAAAGUUGCUAAGAGAGUAGAUUCAAAAGUUCUCAUCACCUGGAAAAAAACAUGUUUUUAUUCUCUUUUUUUGUAUCCAUGUGAGACACUAGAUAAUUUGUGGUAAUCAUUUAAUCGUAUACAUAAGUCAAACCAUUAUGCUGUAUACCUUAGACUUAUAUAGCGCUGUAUGUCAUAUCUCAAUAAAUUGGAAGAAAAAAAUAAGGUCUUUCGUAAGUUAACUGAAAAAUAUGUGGAGUAACUUUGCUAACACAGACUGACUAUGGUCCAGUUGUACUGGAAAAGGUGUAUUAAUGAGAAGGGGACAGGAGGAAGCCAACUGAUAGCCACUCACCACACUCCCUGGUUUGCGGGUUAGUCACAUUUGCAAGAAGAACACAGAGCCUUUUGGAAAAGAAUAUCUGAAGCCAUUGAACACUGAUUUUCAGGACCAGAGAAGAUUUAAAUCUAGAGCCAAUAGCAAGAAAGAGCAGUGUAUCUCCUGGAAUUAAAUUACCUCGAGGAAAAAGAUGACCAAUGCUCAAAGCAAUGAAAGAACAAAACUACAUUUUCUGCAUAUAAUAAAGUGGAGUUUGGGAGCCUCUUAGUACAUAUCUAUCUUGAUACACUGUUCCUCAGAUAUUUUCUAAGUCUUUGGGUGUUAACAAUGAGAGAUAUGACCUGAGAGGCCCAGUGUGGGACAUCAAAGCUGUGCAGCCAGGGAAUCUACAAAGGCUGAAGUUAUUGCCAGGAGUAAAUAAAUGCUUCAUAGCCUGCAAGUCAACACUGCUCUCUUGUGGCUACCAGCGGGAAUAGCAAUACUAUGGUGAUUUCAGCUCUCCAUCUCUACUUGAUGUUUGAAAGGGGACUGACAUCUCUGUGUUGUGAAAAUUCCUGGGAUCUCCAACACUUAGAAAGAAGUAGGGAGUGGCUUCAAGUAGAAGAUAUUGUACUUCUUGCUUAUUAGCCAUAUGGGGAUUUAAAUGAUUAAUUAAAAAAAUAAAAGGAAUAUAACAUUUA
Messenger RNA from Felis catus (domestic cat), 8401 nucleotides. Its product is annotated as olfactory receptor 56A1. NCBI's taxonomy places the organism in Eukaryota, Metazoa, Chordata, Mammalia, Carnivora, Felidae. Gene Ontology annotation, biological process: G protein-coupled receptor signaling pathway. Gene Ontology annotation, molecular function: olfactory receptor activity. Gene Ontology annotation, cellular component: membrane. The record is from RefSeq and is a predicted model, not a curated record.